Messenger RNA from Malaya genurostris, 6121 nucleotides. RefSeq names its product solute carrier family 41 member 1. Gene Ontology annotation, cellular component: plasma membrane. The transcript is spliced from 9 exons. The coding region runs from base 1280 to 3136 and encodes 618 amino acids. The record is from RefSeq and is a predicted model, not a curated record. Gene Ontology annotation, molecular function: monoatomic cation transmembrane transporter activity. Lineage: Eukaryota; Metazoa; Arthropoda; Insecta; Diptera; Culicidae. Gene Ontology annotation, biological process: monoatomic cation transport.
CCUCGCGGUCUGGUCUGGUGAAUCGUACACUGAAACGCGUUGCACAAAGUGGUGCAAGAUGUGAACCGAACAACUCGUGUGCGCUUCAAUUUUUCGCUCGAAUCCCACUCUGGUCUCUGGUUUGUUCUAGAGAAAACAGCAAAAAUUGCUAGCCAGUAGAAAAGCGAAGUACACCCCCUCACGAAGUUUUUUUGUUCGCGGGUGUGAUCUCCAAACGGGUUGGUGAUCCUUUUAUUCCACUGAAAAGUUGUGGUGCUAUACUAAUUUAGUGAAAAAGUCCAUUUUCGCUUGUGAUAUGAGUAGCAGUUUAGGAAUAUAAGCAAAUUUUGUUAUUGCAUAAAGUGGCGUAAUUUGUCAAGAGUGAUCUAAUUAUCGAUUGGGAAGAGAAAGCUGCAGUAUUGCAGUUGUUAUGUGCUACGUGAAGAAAGUUCUGUGCCAGUGAAAGAAAAUCAUACAAAGAACCGUGAAAUAGCAUGGAGUUUGAGUUCGGAAUCGAUUAGAUGCAAAAUUACUACCAAGGCAAGACUAAGACAUUGUGUUCAACAGUCAAUUAUAGUCCCUGGAACGCAAGACUUACGGCUUAAUCAACUGUCGAUUGGCUUAUCGUCGAUGUGUAACGUCAGCAGCAGGGAGAUAUAAAAAUAAUUAAAUCGCACCAGGGCACGCAUCAAAUCAGUUUCGGGCCCCGGUAUUGGAAUGCAAACAGUGAAUCAUCGUGUAUCGAAGUGUCAUAAUAAAUCAUAGAACCGGCCAUAAUUCUCGGCCCGGUCGAAGCGAGUUUCUACGAAGCAGUGAAAAACGAAGUUGUCGGUUUACCGGUCUCCAUUCAGGUUUCGAGUUCACCUCUAGAGCCCAAAUCGGCUCGAUCUUCUCCGUUGAGGUUGCUUCAUUUGGGAAUGGAAGUAGUGGCUGACUUUCGAGUCGCAUUCCCGUAUCUAGUGAAGGCGAACGAAGCAUUGCUGGGUACCUCGGAGUACGAGCGUGAUUUCAACUAUCUCGUCGGCACGCAUCAAGUGCGGCUGGACAAGCUGGAUCGGGCUAUCUCGGCCGUCAGUCCGGAAGUUACCAUCGCGUAGACACCUCCAAUGAGCAACUGUGUCACCGCAGUACCCCAACCGUAGCCUCUGACCUGCCAAAUACCAAAUCAAUCAGACGUAUUGAGUCGGAAGUCACCUACGCCACACACUCCACCUGAUCUGAUCCGAUCUGAUACCGAUCCAAAGUCCCAGUUCCAGGGGUGAUCCAUCGGAGUAGUUCUGUAUUUAAUUCAGACAAAAAAAUGAACCCAAAGCUGAACCCGUUAGAUGAUUCGGAGCAAGCGCCGCAUCUGGCGAUUGUUCCGGCGGACAUUCUCUACAGUAUCGAUCUCGGUCACGUGCCCCACGACGGCACGGUCACUACCAUCAGCAGUAAUCUAAGUAAUAGUAAUAAUAACAACAUCAUCGGUGCUACUAGCUUUAGGCCUGACGAUCUGAGGAUUGACGUUCGAGGAGCCCAGGAUUUCUAUCGACCCGAUGACGAUGGUUUCAGACCAUUCACAAUCUACGGGCACCACGGUGAGUUAGGUGAUGGAAACGACAAACUGUCCGUUUUACCAGCUUCAACAACCGGCUCAUUAAGCUCAAUCAUAACGACGUCCGUGGCAUCCUCCGAACCGGAUCGUGGUGAUCAUCGUGAUGGUGGCGUUGGCGGCGGUGGUGAUGACGACGAUAACAACAUUGUAACAACGACGACGGGUGGCGGCAAGUGUCUGGGCCUGGGCGGCGGCGGCGGUGGUGGUCCCGGCGGCGAAAUCAAGCAGGAAAAAUGGUGGGAAACUACGCUACAGAUCUCGAUUCCGUUCUUCAUCGCCGGUAUCGGCACGAUCGGUGCCGGCAUUAUCCUGGGCCGGGUAGAGCACUGGAAAGUCUUUGCCCACGUGACGGAACUGUUCAUCCUGGUACCGGCCCUACUCGGACUGAAAGGCAACCUGGACAUGUGUUUGGCCUCGCGGCUUUCCACCCAGGCAAACCUCGGCAACUUAUCCGGAGCACGCGAAAUCAUCCACAUGGUCAUCGGGAAUAUUGCGCUAGUGCAGGUCCAGGCCACCGUAGCGGCGUUUAUAGUGUCGAUCUUUGCCAUCAGCGUCGGUGCCGCCAUGAACGGGAGCUUCCUAUUCGACCACGCGAUGCUGCUGACUGCGUCCAGUAUGUUUACCGCGACGUCGUCGUGCUUUGUGCUAGACUUUGUACUAGUGGCUGUGAUUUUACUGUCUAAUAAGUUGAAAAUGAAUCCAGAUAAUCUGGCAACCCCACUGGCAGCAUCGAUCGGUGAUGUGGUAUCCAUUAGUUUACUAUCCUUUAUAGCAUCCUUGCUAUUUGAAAACAUAGACACUCAUCUCUGGAUAACAUUCGUCGUGGUUACCUGUUAUUUUAUACUGUUACCAUUUUGGGUAUUUUUAGUGAGUAGAAAUAAGUACACUCGGCCCGUAUUGACAACUGGAUGGGUUCCUGUACUAUCCGCACUCUUCAUCAGUGGAAUGGGUGGUCUAGUGUUGGAUGCUGCCGUCGGCGUCUUCAAAGGUUUCGUCGUGUUCCAACCGAUCAUCAACGGCAUCGGCGGCAAUCUGGUGUCCGUUCAGGCGAGCAAAAUCUCCACCAUGCUUCAUCAGAGCUCCAUCAUCGGCAUAAUUCCGCCGCAUACCAAGAUCUUUGAGCUACCUUGGAAAGCACUGUUCAAGGGAGUUCCCUAUGCCAAGACCGCUCGAAUUUUGAUCCUCAUGGCGAUUCCUGGACAAGUACUGUUUAUCUACGUUGCUGACUACAUACAUAUGUCUGAAUCAACCAUUGGUGCUCCGUUCGUAUUAUCCUACUUGUUUGUCAGUUUAAUUCAGAUAAUGUUGCUACUGUACAUUGCUCAUGUCAUUAUCCAUGCGAUGUGGAAGUGGAAAAUCGAUCCGGACAACUCGGCCAUCCCGUACCUUACGGCACUGGGAGAUCUGCUGGGUUCUAGCUUCCUAGCGUUGGCUUUCCUGUUUUUGCAAACAAUCAACCAUCCGUACGGAGAACUUCCGGACGAGGCCAGUGCAACCGUCACGCCAACCAUUUCGUUCAGCGUCGUCGAUGGUGAUGCGAGCAACAAUUUCGGUAUUUAUUAGCUUUCCUAUCCCGAUAUUUUAUUUAAGGCAAGAAUCCAAAGGCAACUAACAACAUAUGUAUGCUACUGUAUGUGAGAUGUUUCUCCGCCGUGAUGUCCUUGCCCGUUUUUCCUCGAUCCCUUGAUCCGUUCCCACCCGAAACAGAAAACUAACGCUCUGUAACGCAAAUAUAUAUAAAACAAAAGUAAUAAUGUAAUAACAGUAUUGAGAACUCUUAUAUUUGAUACGUAAGCUCUAGCUUUGUUUUUUUUUUAUUAUUUAUAUAGUUUCCUAAUUUCAGUCCGGAUACCUUUUUGUUCCGGGUUCUACCAUAGCGAAAAUAUUGAAAAAAGCAAGUAGGGUUUCAAGAUACAUCCAAUUACAAAUGUUAGCAAAUGUUCCCAGGGAACCAAGCGAAGUUUUUUUUUCCCAGUGCGUCAUUGGUGCACUUGAAAUCCGAUUUCCCUCACAUAAUAGAGUCCUAAGCGAGCGAAGCGUUGUUUUGUUCUCAAUGUUAGCAGCUUGCCUACAUUUACAGGCUCUCUUCUUAGUUCUAUGUUAUUACUAUCGCCUGUUUGAAAGAGUAGCAAGUGAUUUUAUGUCUUAGCAAAAAAAAAAAUAGAAAUGAAAUGUGGAAGUCUCUACCAGUCUGAAAAAUUGCUCACGAAGUAGAGAACCAAUUCCGUAAUUAAUAAAAAAUAUCAAUAAUUUAAAAUGUAUCGAGAUUAGAGAGCAGUGAGAAGCGCAGAGCAUGUUUAGAAGGUAAACUAAUUUAACAGCUUAGUAAUGAAACUUUAACUUUCUAUUUUAGACAAGGUAUGUUAAGUAUAUUGUAAAUAAAACCUAAUUCUUCACUACUUAAUUCAAUGUGAAACGAAAUGAACACACAUGUUUUAAUUAUGAGCAAUGAACACGAGAACAACCUGACGAGAAAUAAUUUAGUUUUAGUGAAAUGAGUUCAAUUGAUACCUAUAAUUCGAAACUUUACAGGUGUAUAAGCUUAGUUGAUUGUACAAUAUUUUUUCUUCUAAUGGACAUAUGUAAAUAUUUAGACAAUUGUUUCAUAAUUCAAGUAAAAAAUCCAUUUCAACAUGUUCAAUAAAAAAAGAUAAACUAAUUAAACUACUACUCUUCAACUAACUUUCGAACCAUAUUACACCAAAUACUUUCACUUCCGGCAAAAUAACUUGGUUCAUGCUUUCCUUUCUAGUACUGUUGUUCACAGUUUCGCUCGAUAUUACCAUCUUUUUCUUUUUCGCUUCAUUUAUUUUUCUUUCUAUUCCAGCACCACUAUUGGCAUGAGGUCUUUAUUUCUUUUCUGUGCACUGUCUAUAACCGUUUUUUUCUAAACUGGUAAUCCCUGUCAUUAAUCGAUUGUACGCACACUCAAAUGUGACACUUACAAAAAAAAUGUAGACACCGGUACACAGUUGCACUGUGUUGUGUCAAUCCAGGGUUUAAAAUCUACAAUCGAAGUAUGCUUUGAAACAGGAAAACACACAGUCGAAUUGCACGGCUCCUUUUUGAUUAGUUGAACUUUGUUUUUCUCUCUAAAGUUUUGUUUACGUUGAUUUGAAUCGGAUAAUAAAAACUAUCAACAAUAAUGAAUCGAACUGUAGAAAGCAAUUCGGCAGUAUUACAAAAACCUUAAAUUAAGCCAGUCUUAACGGAGAAUAAUAAAUUGAGAAUAAUUAAGUAGUUUCACCUCUCCCCCCAGAAAACAAAAAAAAAAAAGGCUGUAGCAGUGCUUAUUGUCGAUGGGCUCCUCAGCUAGUCUUAUAGAUUACGAGAACAGAAAAAAAACACAAGCAACAGUCAUAGCGCAGACUUUUAUUUAGAAAACAAAACAGAUACAGAUAUAGUGCCUCAUCAUCAGCUUUUCACUUGUCAAAUCAACCCGCAGGAAACCCGUUUUGUUUUUCGCACUCAACGUCAUAGCCUACUGUGUUUAACAUAUUGAAACAAAAUCCGCAAACAUACAGUUCAGCUUUACGUAUCAACGGAAUUUUAGCCCCGAUAACCCCAGGCAUGACAAUAAGCAAGAAUUUUGAUUUAGUAAACUAGCAAAUAUCGUGUUUCGAUGGCAGACAGCUACUGAGAUAUAAAAACAAGAAAAAAAACCUAACUAACUAACAGAAAAGAAUGUGAUAUUUACUAAAUGAAAAAAAAAGUGAAUGGUCGAAACAUGCAAACAAAAUAAAAAACAAACAGAAACAAUUGAUAGUGGCUAACUAAAUGUACUAAUAAUGAAAGACCACGGGAAAAUCAGAAUAUCAGGAAUGAGAGCGACAGUUAGACGCGCAGCAGAUUACAUAGCAGGAAAACAUUCAUAUUAAAAAAAAUAAAAACAAAAAACAAUUAUUUUUGUGAGAAAGAGAAUAAGAAUGAAAGUAGAAAGGGGAACAGAAGAGAAAAAAACAGCAACGCACGGUUUGUCAUUUCAUUUCAUUUGAAACAAAAGAAAAAACCCUGAAAGCAAACAGCCGCGGUGCUAUAAUACUGAUAAAUGAGAGAAGCGAUUUAACGAAAGUAAAGGUUAUAAUUAACGACAUAUAUGAAUCGUUUCCGAUAUACUAAAUCGCUAUCCCAGUUUGAAUAACGAAUCAAAAUAGCACAAACAAACAGACGUAACAUUCAAUAUAUUUCCUAUUGUUGCUCGUGAAUCCAAUCCAUUUAGUAAAAAAUACAGUGUGCGAACGGAAGAAUUGUCAAUUUGCAUCAACGUUUAGUGUAUCAUGCAAUUCAAGUGAGAACAGGAAUUUGUGCAGGGGUGGUGGCAUUGCUAGAUAGCAUGCAGGCUAGUAUAGAGAUGCAAUUGAAAGAAGGAAAAAAAACACGAAAAUAUGUUUCAAGUGUUAUGUCCAUUUGUCUGUGAAAAUAGUAAUUUCUCAUUAAAACGAUCGAAACUGCAACAUACACACACAAAAAAACUGUAAUAAAUAGCAAAACCAGAAUGGUUAUGGACAACAUAUAAGAAUAAACUUGUUGCAAUUGAAAAACAGAGAA